This is a messenger RNA of Leguminivora glycinivorella, 579 nucleotides long. Its product is annotated as 36.4 kDa proline-rich protein-like. NCBI's taxonomy places the organism in Eukaryota, Metazoa, Arthropoda, Insecta, Lepidoptera, Tortricidae. The record is from RefSeq and is a predicted model, not a curated record. The transcript has a single exon. Bases 41 to 421 code for a protein of 126 amino acids.
CCACGCCUGCAAGUAAAACACACUUUUGUUUGCAGCAACCAUGAAAUUCCUGCUGAUCGUCGCUUCCGUCGUCGCCGUGGCCGUCGCUGGCCCGACCCGCGCUCUGGUCACCCCCGGUGGUGGCUCCGCGCCCAUCGUCGAUGCUCCCAUCUCCGUUGGACCCGCCCUGAUUGAGAGCCCCAUCUCCGUUGGACCCGCCCUGGUUGAGAGCCCCAUCGUUGAGAGCCCCGUCGUCGUCGACACCCCCAUCGUUGAGAGCCCCGUGGUUGUCGACACCCCCAUCGUUGAGAGCCCUGUGUUCGCUGAGCUCCCCAUCAUUGUGGAUGCCCCCGUCGUCGUCGAUGCCCCGAUCAUCACUGAGAGCCCCGUCUUCGCUGACCUCAAUUCCACAACAGUAGUUUGUCCAGAAUUUAUAUGCUAACUUCCCACUCCAGCAUAUCAUUUGUUCCCGAAUGGAUUAAAAUUUAGUACACAGCUCCGCCACACGAAAACCAGGAGUUCCUGACAAAAAUAAACCAAAGCACUGACCAUCACCAGCAUUUAACAGUUAUUUUCAAAUAAAUUGAUAUGCUAACUUCA